GAAGUGAAUUGAAGCUAGCUAGCUAGAGCUAGUUAAUUGGCGUUCCUGUACGUUGUUGCCGGAUCGUAGUACAUAGUUGGGGUUCUUGGUAAUGGCUUCAUCCAGUGGCGGCGGUGUGCCUCCAGGGUUCCGAUUCCACCCAACGGACGAAGAGCUGCUUCACUACUACUUGAAGAAGAAGGUAUCGUUUCAGAAGUUUGAUAUGGAGGUCAUUAGAGAGGUGGACUUGAAUAAGAUGGAGCCUUGGGACUUGCAAGAGAGAUGUAAGAUUGGGUCAACACCACAAAACGAGUGGUACUUCUUCAGUCACAAGGACAGGAAGUAUCCAACAGGAUCAAGGACGAAUAGAGCGACAAAUUCUGGCUUCUGGAAGGCAACAGGGAGGGACAAGUGCAUUAGAAACAGCCAUAAGAAGAUAGGUAUGAGGAAAACGCUUGUUUUCUACAGAGGUAGAGCUCCCCACGGCCAGAAGACUGACUGGAUCAUGCAUGAAUAUCGACUUGAAGACAGUGAUGAUCCUCAAGGAAACGCCAGUACUGAAGAUGGUUGGGUGGUUUGCAGGGUGUUCAAGAAGAAGAAUCUAUUCAAGGUUAAUGGGAAUGACGGAGGCUCUGGCAUGAACUCGGGUCAACAGCUCAACAACACGUUGAACACCAAUCAGCCACGCACCUUCCUGCACAGAGAGAACCAAUAUCUGCCACGUCAACAACACAACAGCGGUAACCAACCAAUCUUUGAGCCUGAACUAGCACUCCAUCAAUACUCCCACAUGCCAUCCUCUCACUACUCGCUUUUCCAAUCCCAACCCCUUCUUCCUACCCACAAGCCCCUCGGCUAUGACUACUCGAGCCUCCCUUCGGAGACACCUAUCAUGGUCAAGCAGCUCAUGACAAACCCUAGAGAUUGUGAGAGUGGCAGUGACAGCCUCCGGUACCAAGCUUGUGAGCAGGGUUUAGAGGUGGGCACGUGUCAGCCGGCUCCACAAUUGGUAACAGGAAGAGAUCAUGAGGGCAUGAAUGAAUGGGCUAUGCUCGACCGGCUUGUCACUUCUCAUAUUGGAAAUCAUGAUCAAGAAUCGUCCAAAGAGGCCGUGAGGUUCGAGGAGGAUCCAAACACAUCUUCUGCACCCCAAAUUAAUCAGCUUUCAUUGCGAGGAGAGAUGGACUUUUGGGGCUAUGAGAAAUAGCAGAGAACAGCUGGAAAUAUUGGAGUUAACCAUACAAUUACAUGGCUCUAAUUAGCCAUGCGAAAACUUGAAAAACAGAACGCUUAAGUUGAUGGUAAUUAUA
This is a messenger RNA of Juglans regia (Persian walnut), 1289 nucleotides long. Its product is annotated as protein BEARSKIN2. The record is from RefSeq and is a predicted model, not a curated record. The transcript is spliced from 3 exons. Bases 92 to 1186 code for a protein of 364 amino acids. Gene Ontology annotation, biological process: regulation of DNA-templated transcription. Gene Ontology annotation, molecular function: DNA binding. NCBI's taxonomy places the organism in Eukaryota, Viridiplantae, Streptophyta, Magnoliopsida, Fagales, Juglandaceae.